This is a messenger RNA of Helianthus annuus (common sunflower), 499 nucleotides long. Its product is annotated as DEAD-box ATP-dependent RNA helicase 32. The record is from RefSeq and is a predicted model, not a curated record. Gene Ontology annotation, biological process: rRNA processing. The transcript is spliced from 5 exons. Lineage: Eukaryota; Viridiplantae; Streptophyta; Magnoliopsida; Asterales; Asteraceae. Bases 1 to 450 code for a protein of 149 amino acids. Gene Ontology annotation, cellular component: nucleus.
AUGGCUUUUUCUGGUGGUGGUGGCGAGGUAGUACAUUGUGAUGGUGCCGACAUUAACAGUGGAGAAGAAGAUAGAGCUGGGAUGGGUGGAGGUGAGAGAAAAGGUAAUGAUAAAGCCGCCACACCAAAUCGUCUGCAACAAAAAGUCAUACUCGUUCCUCUUGACCAAAAGCUUGACAUGCUAUGGAGUUUCAUUAAAGCGCAUUUGAAUUCAAUAAUUCUUGUUUUUCUUUCUGCCUGCAAGCAGGUGAGGUUUGUACACGAAGCGUUCAAGAAACUGCAGCCCGGGAUCCCGUUAAAGUGCCUGCAUGGAAGGAUGAAACAAGUGAAAAGAAUGUUUAUAUUGCAACAGUUUGUUGAACAAAGAUCAGUUCUUUUUUCAACUGAUGUGUCUUCAAGGGGCCUGGAUUUCAACAAGGGGGUCGAUUGGGUUGUUCAGGAGACGUCGUAAACGAGGAAAGUGGAGAUGGAAGGUCGAUAAGGAUGAUUCACGUAUGAGG